GAUCCUGAUAAUCGAGAACAAAUUGGUUUGGAUGGGACUAUAAAUUAUAUCCAGGGCUUGGGCCUUGAACCCGAAGACAGAAGGGCCUUGAUCUUAGCCUUUAUUCUUGAUUCUCCUUCAAUGGGCAUAUUCAGACAUGAAUCCUUUGUGUCAUAUUGGACUUCACAGAACGCAUACACCCUUCCUGAUAUGAGAGGAUUGCUCGAUCGUUUUGAAGAUGAGUUGAAAUCAGAGACAGGAUAUAUCAAGUUAAAACAACUAUACAGGUAUUCCUUUGGUUUCAUCAUAGAAAAGAAUCAAACAACAAUCGACUCAGAUAUAGCCAUUGAUUAUUGGGAAUUGUUAUUGGAAGACAGAUUUCCAGAGAAAAUUCCAAUUUGGUGCGAAUUCGUCAAACUGGCGAAAAAGGGUGGAAUUUCAAAGGAUGUUUGGAACAUGUUUUUGGAUUUUUUAAUUCAGUAUAAAGAUGAUAAUACUUAUGAUAACUGGGACCCAAUGGCAGCGUGGCCAAAUAUAAUCGAUGAAUUCGUAAGCUACUGCAGAAAAGAUACAAUU
Molecule: messenger RNA, 555 nt
Organism: Ascoidea rubescens DSM 1968
Lineage: Eukaryota; Fungi; Ascomycota; Saccharomycetes; Ascoideales; Ascoideaceae
Gene: DCN1
Product: NEDD8 ligase DCN1
Exons: 1
Biological process (GO): protein neddylation; positive regulation of ubiquitin-protein transferase activity
Cellular component (GO): ubiquitin ligase complex
Molecular function (GO): cullin family protein binding; ubiquitin-like protein binding; ubiquitin conjugating enzyme binding
Source: RefSeq, a predicted model, not a curated record